CUUCACACCUCAUUCCUGUCUCACCCGGUUCCUUUUCUCCUCCUACCUCUCCUACCGCCAUUAACACCCAAAUCGGAGCCCCAAAUUUCCUUCUUCUUCUUGUUCCAUCUCUAAUCCACUGGUUUUUCAAGAAUUUUAUCCGGUGAAUGUUGUCGUUUCACCUUGAAAUGGUGGAUCAAUACGUCGUUGAAUGUGUUCCAUCGAAGACCUGGUUCCACAAGAGGAAAAAACUUUUGAAUUGAAUAAUUCGAGAUCGGUCUCUUCUGUGAAAUUUGUAUAUUAAUCCAAAAUUUUGUACAGUCUUGCCUCGUUAUUCGUCAUAUGUUUUCUUUGCAUCGAUUCGGUUGUAGACGGAAGAAGUGGCGGCGGAGAUUUGAGCUUUGAAGAUUGAAGUUGAUUCUGAAUCAUUUGAUAUUUCGUUUUUUUUUUUUUUUUUCUUCUGUGGAAGAUUGUAGAAAGUGGCGAAGAUGAAUUUGGGAGCGGCGGAGGAAGAAUCACCGCAGGAGAUUCAUAUCCCUGCCGAAAUCGAUUGGCAAAUGCUUGAUAAAUCUAAAUUCUUCUUUCUCGGUGCAGCGCUGUUUUCAGGCGUUUCGGCGUCUCUUUACCCUAUGGUGGUGUUGAAAACUCGUCAACAGGUUGCUUAUUCGGAGCUUCCCUGCAUCAGAACUGCAUUUUCUCUCGUCCGCCAUGAGGGUUUUCGUGCUCUGUACAGAGGAUUUGGAACUUCUCUGAUGGGGACUAUCCCUGCUAGGGCUCUGUACAUGGGAGCCCUAGAGUGUACAAAGAGCUAUGUCGGAACCGCCACUGUUAGAAUGGGAUUUCCAGAGGCUACUGCCGCUACAAUUGCUAAUGCAGCCGCUGGAUUGAGUGCUGCAAUGGCCGCUCAACUCGUAUGGACUCCCGUUGAUGUAGUGAGUCAAAGACUGAUGGUUCAAAGUAGCUCCUCCAUUCAUUACAUCAAUGGAAUCGAUGCGUUUCGAAAGAUCCUUGACGCCGAUGGUCUCCGAGGCCUCUACCGAGGCUUUGGGAUAUCGAUUAUGACAUACGCGCCAUCGAAUGCGAUGUGGUGGGCUUCUUAUUAUGUAGCACAGCGGCUGAUUUGGGGAGGAAUUGGAUGCUAUCAAGCUAAGAAGGUUGUUGGUGAAGGCAAUGACAAUGGGGCUAAUGUUUACAGGCCAGAUUCCAAGACUGUGAUGGCAGUACAGGGUGGGAGCGCAGCGAUGGCGGGCAGUAUCUCGGCUUUGAUAACAAUGCCUCUUGAUACAAUCAAGACAAGAUUGCAGGUUUUGGAUGGGGAUGGGGAUGGAAGAAGAGGGCCAACAAUUGGUCAGACAUUGAGAAAUUUAGUAAGGGAAGGCGGGUGGGCGGCGUGUUAUCGAGGUUUGGCACCCCGGUGCGCGUCGAUGUCAAUGUCUGCAACGACAAUGAUCACCACAUAUGAACUUCUCAAACGGCUAUCAACCAAGAAUCAAGAGGGUUUAAUAAGCUAAACGGAUGGUUCUAAAUGCUGAAGAUUGUCAUUUUCUCAAACUGUUUCUGAUGAUUCUCAUUUGGGAUUUCGUUCUUUUUUUCUUUUUUCCAAUCACUCUGCCUUGUUCAUAUAGUGCAAGACUUCUCAAUGUUCAUAUCUUAAAUGUAUAUUAACUUUGGUUUAGUGUUGGGAAUGGGUGUGACA
Cucurbita maxima (winter squash) is the source of this 1675-nucleotide messenger RNA. Its product is annotated as solute carrier family 25 member 44-like. The transcript is spliced from 2 exons. The record is from RefSeq and is a predicted model, not a curated record. NCBI's taxonomy places the organism in Eukaryota, Viridiplantae, Streptophyta, Magnoliopsida, Cucurbitales, Cucurbitaceae. Gene Ontology annotation, biological process: transmembrane transport. Bases 468 to 1490 code for a protein of 340 amino acids.